UGUCCGACUAUGUACAGAUAAUUACCGCCCGUACGAUGACAGACCUGUCACCCCGGGGUGCGUUCACGUUCGGUUUCAUAAAGAGGAAAGCGAAGGACGCCUCGUGCAUCACAAUUAGUGAAGAGAGAUCCGGCGGCAAGUGAAUACAAAAUACAAACUGUCUACUGCACGCGUUCGAUACGAACACUCGCCAAAUAUUCGCGGGGAAAUUCAAGCUAACGGGGACAGCCGCUUCCGAUUUGAGGAAAAGUGUUUAUUAUUCGAGAGCAUUGCAGUUUACGAAAUUUUGGCAGGCUUUGAGUGCAUUGUGGUGCAACGAUUAUCUGGAGAUUGUAUCGUAUUGUCAGUGAUAACUGUGUGAGCUCGCACUUGUGUUUUGUGAUUGAAAACAGUGGAAUACUUUAUAUUUUAAACAAGAAUUCGGUAUAAUGACAAUGGAAAAGUUUCCUCGAGUAAUACUUAGUAUAGCACUAGCUACACUACUCCCCGUAGUAUCACCAAAUAGUCAACAACAAGCCAAAGAGAAUAUUCCUCAUUCGAGACAAAAAAGGAUACUUUGGAUUACAAACGAUGGACGUCUCGCCUUACCACCUGGAACCACGAUGGCAAUCACACCAUCGAUAUCCAUGCCAUUCGUUAGACAUCCGCCGAAGGGUUUUCUGUCAAAUAUGACAGUUAGUUUUCCGUUUACAAUCGACUUUGAUAAAUUAGGUCUUACCGACAACGAAAACCCAUACGGAGAUUUGCCGCCAAUUUUUGCGCGGUCUAUGGGGAGUACAGCAGCUUCAGUACUGGCUGACUACGUUGGACAAUACUUAGAUCACAGAAGAGGGAAGCGGUCCACAGAACAGCAGAUAAAUCCUGAAGCCGAGAAGGUGAUCCUUGAUAAAUUUCACGGCGGUGAAAGAGCCUUAAUGUACGGAAUUGUUGAGGAUCUGAUGGCUAACUUUGGCAUGGAUGGAAAGGAAUGUCUUCUGCGCGCUAUUUGUGAGGUGCACGCCCACCCGCUACAGAACUUUGGAUUUAUCGGCGAAGUUAUGAAAUUGUUUUUCAGCCCCAGCAAGUCGCCGUACGCGAAACUCCUAGAAGAGUACGUGAAGGCGCAACAAGCCGGCGAGUCCGGGGGAGAAUGCUGGCCGUACUACAGGCUGUGUCCGAAGAGUAUUUUCCAGUCGAAUCAGAAUAAAUAUGCUGAGGAUGCCGAAACACUCCACCGGCGAGAGCAAGAUGCUGUGGACAUGAACACUCUAAACACUAAAGCAAUGUAACAUAGAAUACUCAAAGAUAUCCCAAACGUAGUGGUAGUUUCCAACCAAAGCCGAUUGAAAGUUUAGUCCUUAGAGUAAUGAGCCCGUGUUCCUAGAUUCACAAUAACUUAUAAGUAUGUGCAGUUUAUUAUGGCCAGUUAUUUUGGUCAGUAAAAAUUGUUAAAUCUUGUCAUUUAGAGACAUAAGAUAUUAAGUCCAAAAGGCUUUUCAAUACAUAAUGCACAGUACUAAAGGAUAUUUAUUUUUUUGUGCACAGUUAUGAAGCUUAUUAAUGUGACUUUUAAAUGAUAAUUUUAAAACUGCAGCUUCAAUUUAUUGAGUAUUGGUUGUAAAAUUCUAAUAUAUGUAACGUCACACAAUGUCUUUGUGCCAGGGUCGAAAGGGGUUGGGUCGAAAAUCAUGUUUUUAGUGUAAUUGAUGGAUAGCCCCAGACGAACCCCACACAUCGACGUGGUGCAUAUGGUCAUAAUUCACAAUAUGGUUCCCUCGCGAUUAGGUGACAGGCGGUCAUCAUAGUGACUUCACGUUACUAUACUUUAAGAAUCACCAAUCAAAAGUGCGAUUUGCCAGCAGACGUCACUUAGACCUUGAUUCGACAAGGUUCCUUCCCUGUUCCAACGCGCGGGAUAUAAGUUUUUAUUAACAAUCCGGUAACUUUAGGUUUUACUUUCAUUUAAUAUAUAAAUGAAAAUUAAUCUCAAAUAGGAUCAUAUUAAAUUGAUAGCUAAAAUAAAUACCAAUGAAUUAUAGUAUAAUUUUCCUAUUGAUAACUUUACGUUCUAUCAGUUUUCGUUAGUUUGAUCGAUACUAUGAUACGUUACUUGUUACAAGACAGACAGUUGCAAAAUGAUUAUAACCUAAAUUAAUUAUUCUAAGAUCAUUUUAAAUCCUACCUAAGUGAUAUAAAAAUCGAACGUAAUAAAAGCACGUUAUAAACGACUAUUUAUUCACACUUUAUUGUGAAUCUAGAUAAUACUCGUAAGAAUGGUGAAAUUAAUAAGCAUAUUUCUAUAACGAAAUAAAGGACCGGUCAAGUGUGAUCGGCCUCACACAAGAAGGGUAUAUUGUAUGGAUACAAUCGUGUAAGAUAUCACAAUAUUUUCUUUUUAAUUAAUUUGUAAGAGAUACAUUUUUAUCUGCAUGGCGGCCAUUUUGAGAUACGCCAUCUUUGUUUUGAUUAUUCUUAUACAGGAUGUAAUCGUUAAGUGUACCAGGCAAUUAUUCCGUAACUAUUACAGAUAUCAAAACACUUUUAACUGAUAUCGAAAACCGUUUCCUUAUCAGUAAAACAACAUCAAUAACUUUUUGAAAAUGAAACGAUAAGUAUCCAAAAGUUUGACGUAAGACACUCCCAAACAUUUAGUAUGAGAUUACUUUUUACACGCUAUCUAUUAGCUUCACCUGUAUGUUUGUAUGUUUGUAACCGACUUCUUUGGGCGCGAUUUUGAUCCACUUUAAACGGCUAGAUUUCGUUCAAAACUUUGUAGAUUUAUCGAGGACCGAUGAAAUUACACUAAUUUGAUAAAAUUAUUAAAUUUUUCAAUUUUCAAAAUAUGAUUUUUGUUAAUUUAUAUAAUUUUCAAAUAAAUAAAUCACUAAUAAGCGCCAUCUAGUAAUUUAUUGUAAACUACAAAGGAAACACGCGACAUGUCAAGACAGUUCCACAAAAUUAAAGUAUCUAAUUCGUUUAGAAGCGAAUAGAUGGCGGUGAAUUUAUAUUUCCAUUAUAAAUUAUUAGUGCGUGAUUUAACUGAGCUAAUUAUUAUUAGAGCUACUUCGGGGAUCUCGGGCUAGCUGAAUUAAGUGAUCUUUCAAUAUAACUAAAAUAUUUUUAUUCGCAAAUAUUAAAAUCCCUUGAU
This is a messenger RNA of Leptidea sinapis, 3127 nucleotides long. RefSeq lists its product as uncharacterized. Bases 429 to 1268 code for a protein of 279 amino acids. The record is from RefSeq and is a predicted model, not a curated record. The transcript has 6 exons. NCBI's taxonomy places the organism in Eukaryota, Metazoa, Arthropoda, Insecta, Lepidoptera, Pieridae.